AUGCGGAAUCCUCAAGUUUCUUCUGUCCACACCCAUCCCACUCCUCCAAGCUCUUUCGGAGACUCUAGUUACGACCAUGAUAGCAGUGAUGAGUCUCAAAUUCUCGUCCAGACUCCACCCAGUUCUCCGCCUGACCUUUCGAGUCCACGUCACCGUGACAAGAAACGCAGCCAUAUGACAACACGUUCCAUACUACGCUCUAGCAGUCGUAAACGAUCACCAACAUCUGGCGACACUUCCCCUGAUUUAGACCAUGAACUCUUUGCACUUCCACGCCCUCCUUCCAACAUUAUGAAGCGCCUGCCUAGCUUCGCUCUGCAUGCGCAAAAAAGGUUCAAGCCUUACGAGCAGCCCCAUGGUCUGGUGCCAAAUGCGUUAGAGCUCCGUUUUUUUCGAAGGUGUCUCGAAUCUGGCGACAAUGAUAUGAGUGUGGCAGAUGUCGAAGGGGGCAAAUCGAUCCUUGAGGAUUGCCUGAAACGCUUGUCUCAGACGGUCAUCGCUCAAGCUGUUGCCGCGAAGGAAGCUGACUGUGAAGCCAAGCGCAUGGCCGUUCUGGGAACGGCUUGGGCGGUCGAGGCAAAGGACCGAUAUCAGACACUUCUUGAAAUGAUUGUCCAAGAAGAAGUUGAAACGUAUACCAUCGAUGCUAAGGAAGCUGCCUUUCUCCGGAGAUAUUUGGUUGGAAGAAGCAGGGAGGAUCUUGAGGUGGCCAAGGACUUUGAUGUGGGUGCAUACAGCCACAAUUACAGAUCGUUCGCUAUCGCCAACUUAACCCUGGAUCACAUCGGGGAUGUAAAGUCGUGUGUGCCUGAGGAAGAUGCUGAUGGUGUGGCUAUGGAAAAUUUGACAUCUGACAACGGCCCUCAGUCAGAUGCCUAA
Molecule: messenger RNA, 879 nt
Organism: Suillus plorans
Lineage: Eukaryota; Fungi; Basidiomycota; Agaricomycetes; Boletales; Suillaceae
Exons: 2
Coding region: 1-879 (292 amino acids)
Source: RefSeq, a predicted model, not a curated record